Cladophialophora yegresii CBS 114405 is the source of this 4038-nucleotide messenger RNA. RefSeq lists its product as uncharacterized. Gene Ontology annotation, cellular component: trans-Golgi network. The coding region runs from base 1 to 4038 and encodes 1345 amino acids. The transcript has 2 exons. The record is from RefSeq and is a predicted model, not a curated record. Lineage: Eukaryota; Fungi; Ascomycota; Eurotiomycetes; Chaetothyriales; Herpotrichiellaceae.
AUGGGAUAUAACCCCUUCCUGCCUAUUGCGGGCGCCAGAGUCAAUGUUCUAUGCAUCCCAGCCGGUCCGAUUACACCAGAUCGCUUCCAAAAAUUUGUCAAGGCGCUCCACAAUGCUGCUAGCGUCGAGCGUAGACUCGUGGAUGCGACCCCUUCGUCCGGCUUGAUCUUCUACGAUGUCUCGGCGAGUCAAGACAAAUGGCGGCCACAUCUCUUCCCUUUCGAGACAAAUAGCAGGCCUCAGGUUGUUCUGGGCCUGGUGGAUGGUACGAGACUUCUUGCUGCUUCUGCAAGCGGCUCGCCGGAGACUGAGAUCCCCAGAAACGACAUACUUGAGACAGUCGAGUCUAUCAAGACCCAAUUCGAGGAGCAGCAACCCUUUGAGCCUGGACUAGUCGUGCGCCGGCUGAUCUACUGUGGCACGGGGGUCAACGCCCCUUUCGGCGGGGAUGGACUCAGCCUGCCGGAUGUUGAGGGCGACGAGGCCGCUCGUCAAGUUAUGGUCACCAUUUCACGACUGCUUCUAGAAGGUCUCACUCGCAUCGUCACCGACAUGAAAGAUCAGCCGAUUAGCAUGGUCCCUGGUGCCCGUGACUCCCAGGUUCCUCGACGCACUGGCACCACUCCUGUUCCUGCGAGCGGAAGCUCAACACCCGUGUCUACGAAGCCGUCAAGCCCGAUGCCAGCCACGAAUGGAGCGGAGCAGCAGAGCGACACCUCCCGAGGACGUUUCAACAUCAUUCAGGGCAUGUUCCGUGUGCAAUGCGGUUCUUGGAUCACCGCAAUGGACUCCCUUGCGGAAGGAGCUUCAAUUGCCCAAAGCGGACACGACCAUCUAUGGCAUGCAAAAGCUCUUGAGUACCUUCUGAACUCCAUGGUGCUUUUGGCUUGGUCCGACAUGACCUUCGUCGUGCCGCAAGUGUGUCGUUCUCUGCCCAAUAGAAGCGGAGCAUUCGGCGGAGAAGUUGUGCCGAAGUCAGGGGACUCUUUGAAAAUACUGGCCCAAUUGCUCCCACCGCUGGUCGAGACGAUUCUAGAACUCUAUGCCAAAGUGGCUAACCUGGACUUGGGCGGUUCUCUCCAGGAUGUCUUAAGGGAGUCCCGUGUAAGACUGGUGAACUUGUUGGUUUUCGUGAAGCGAGCAGGAGGAAUUCUCACCAAGCAGGGCCUGAACCAGAUCGCUACUGGUUCCGACGAUGCUUCUGAUAUGUCGAUGCAGGUCAAAGGAGAGCCUGUUGCCGUUUCGAAAGCCGGGCUUGCAAACAUUCUGAUCGAAACACUUCAGGAAGCUCAAUCCAGCAGAAGUCUUCUGCAUUACACAGCCCUUCUGGUAGCAAUUGCUACCAGUCUGUCAGUCUUGGGACUAGACCGCAAACACGCGUUCUAUAUCAAGCAGCUCAUGCAGCAAUUCGUUCCCAAGCUUAUAGAAGCGAGAAAAGUUGGCGCUUCCGAAGCCGGUGUUCAUCCUGCGGCUGGCUUACCGCCUGUGAGUGCCGCACUCCAGGGAAUCAUGCCAGAAAUGGUCGCGGGGACGAGGACAAUGUUGAACCUUGCCGCUGGUACCUACGGAGUUCCUCUGCCACCUGUCCCCCCAGUACGACAGAGAAUACCGGCAGAGUUAACCACGAUUCGUGAGAGACUCAGGGCUUGGGCUAUUGAGCAUGACACGGGCGAUGCCAUGCUGAAAGUGGAAAUGCUCCGGACAUGUGUGAGCGUCUGCGAGGCAUUGCCCGAUGUUCCAGCUGGGCUUCACUUCUCGUCAAACAUCCUUCGCACGGCGAGGAGAGUUGCCACGAUGCCAAAGUAUUCGGUAAACGACGUGCCUUUGAUCCCUGCCGAAGAGCAAGCACGCCUCCUGGAUAGCAUGAAACGUGCCGUUUCGGCGGCCUCUCGCUUGGGUUCAGAGGGCUGCCGUGCUGAGUACUGGGACGACUUCCUGGUCCGAGAUAUCCAAGUUGUCGAGCGAGACGGCUUCUCAAAACUUAUAGCGCACAAGCCUAGCGAUCUGGCCAUACGAGGGAGUGCACUUGUGGACGCGGUGCGAGAUCCGUUCAUAUACAAUCCAUUCUCGAAGGAUAAAUCCGUUGUUGCUGCUCCUGUCUUGGUGGCAGGGGAACUCUCGACCUUUGGCGUCCUCCUUCAAAAUCCUCUCGAGGUCGAGAUCGAGAUUGAAGAGAUUCGUCUCUUGAGCGAGGGGUGUGCUUUUUUCCCGUCGGCUCAUAGCAUCGUGUUGGGGCCACUGUCGUGUCAGCUGUUCGCCCUGAGCGGCACACCCACCGAGAGUGGCGACCUCGGAAUCACUGGCUGCAGAGCAACGAUCCGCAGUUGCUAUGAGCAGGACUUCUUGACCUUUCGUGAGGCUUGGAAACCCCCAGUGACUCUGAAGCAGAGAGCGAUCAGCAGAGCCAGACCCCGAAGAGGCCAACUCAGUGGGGGAAGCGGCGAAGAACCAGCACAGGUCGAUUCCCUAUCGGACCCUCCAGUACCGACACCUCUGAAGCUCAAGGUCAUCAGCGCCCAGCCUCGACUGGACAUCAAGUUGAGCAGCCUGGGAAAUCCGGCCAUGAUGCUCCUUGAAGGCGAGAGCCGUGUUUUCGAUGUGACAUUGAUCAACGAGGGCAAGAGCGUGCCGGCAGACCUUGUCUUGAUCACUGCUGAGGAUUCAGUCAGUGAGCGGCUGAAAGAAGCUCUUACGACCCAGGACCUCAACCCGGCGGAAAAGCACGAGUUGCAGAAUCAGCUCGCCAUCCAUCCAGCGAUCAAGAUCAAGGACAAGCAGCACCAUGACUCCAAACAGAUCCUAGAGCCCGGCACGAGCAUUGACUAUGGGGUCGCAGUCGUCGGUCGACCAGGGCUUGUCAGUGCCACUGUACAGGCAGACUUUGCCUUUCUGGGAACACCAUCUGCUGAGGUCCGAGGGACAUUCUAUACAAGACAAGUUCGAUUUCCUGUGGCCGUCACCGUCAACGGCAGUGUCGAAAUACCUAGAUGCAAUAUCUUGCCUAUCCAUAGCGAUUUUGGCUGGAGCUCGGGACAGGUCUCGGGCGAAGAACCAGUGCAAAACCAUUCGACCGUGGCAGCGAACUUAGGCAAGCUUUCCCGCUGGCUCAAGACCAGUUCCGAGGCAGGUCAGUACUGCAUGUUGUCGCUCGACCUUCGCAAUGUGUGGCCUCAGCCGCUCAGCAUCGAACUCCGAGCACGCAAACCCGGUGCUGGACCUAUAGAUGGCCAGCCUUGGGAUGACGCUUACUCAAUCAUCGAAACAUUGCAACCAGGACAUGUUGACCGCGUGGUCCUCAUUGUCCCUCGGAUCUUCAUUGUGGAUCCUCACGCCCCUAUACCAAAUCUUGAGACACAGAAACAGUUUGUGGUGACCGCGUCGAAAUUGAGCGCCGAAGCGGAAGCAGCAAGCCGAGAAGCCUUUUGGUAUCGUGAAGAGCUGCUCAAGAGCCUCCACGGUGUUUGGCGAGAAGAGACCUCUGGGAGACACGGAGAGAUCGACUUGAGAAAGGGCAUAAGAUUGAGUCCACGUAUGGUGGAUGCGCUAAAAGUCGAUCAUGUCGAGAUCGAAUACGCCGUGAAGGCGCACGAACAGGUGCCGGACGAUGGUGGACCUGAGGGCGUCACAGCUGUCAAACAAGUCGGACGGGCUCAUUUCUUGCUCAAAACCGAGGCGUUCGCCACCUUGUCCGUCACCAUCCACAACCACAGCCAGGAGACGCUCCGCCUCAUCCUCAGACUGCAGCCUGCUCUACGACACCAGCCUCAGAAAAUUGCGCUAGAUCUGUCGAAGCGGUUCGCCUGGACGGGCGUGCUUCAGCGCUCGGUGCAUCCCGCCAUCGAGCCCGGUGGUGUGUUUGUGGCCCAGCUAGGCAUCAUUGCCCUUGUCGAUGGAGAUUACGUGAUCAAUGCAUCGGUGGAGGAGGUCGCUGGUCGUCGCACGAAUAGCGGCACGAAGGCUUCCGACGCUGCGAAUGCGGGCACCGACAGGCGGAUCUGGCAUGCACGAUCGCCUUGCUUGAUCGACGCCACCAGCUAA